GGUGAGUGAUCUGUUGGGAUGCACUGAGAGCAGCGAGGUCACCUGGGACACACCUGACAUGGAGGUCAAGGGUCAUCUCAUCUCAGUACCUGACCUGCUGGGUGGCAGUCCGGAGGCUGUUGAAAGGAUGACAGAACUACAGGAGAGAAGACGCAGUCUCGAGACUCUACUGAAUAGCAGACUGGCUGAGCUACGGAGAGUCUGUCUGCAGGAGGCGGAGUUGACAGGAGAGCUUCCUGGUGAUUUCCCCCUGGAGGCUGGGGAGAGACGCCCCAACGUUCGCCGAAGGGUCGGAUCCUACCGCCACGGACCCAAGACUAUUAUAAAGACAGAGGAGGAGGUGUGUCAGAGGAAGCCGAAGAAGGCGCUGUUCAGCGGUGCCCUGAGACGCCGUGUAGACUCUGAUCAGCACCCGGCGCACAGCAAGAGGACUGUGCACAGAGGAUGUCACACGGAUGACACGGUGAACUCUGAGAGCAGCUCCACGUCUGAUUCUACAGGGGACCAUGACAACGAUGAGUCUUCGGGUGUGGCCCCAGACUGCCUGUCCCCGUCUCGUCCCCGGCUGGCCCCUGGUAAUGGUAAUGGGAGCAGCAGUAGUCCAGACAGCAGGCUGUGUAGGAAGCUUUCUCCUGUUGAGAUCUAUUAUGCGAUGAGGACCACCACGCAACCCAACCCACUGGCCCUCUCCGCCAGGUACUGCUGCGGCUUCACACUAUCUCUCUGACCUAAUGCCGAUCAUUCACAUGUAUUUUCUAAAGUCCUUUUUUUUUUACAUCAGUAAUUGUCACAAAGUGUUUUAAAGAUACCCAGACUAAAAAAAAACAACUGAG
Oncorhynchus tshawytscha (Chinook salmon) is the source of this 833-nucleotide messenger RNA. Its product is annotated as coiled-coil domain-containing protein 120-like. The record is from RefSeq and is a predicted model, not a curated record. Bases 59 to 727 code for a protein of 222 amino acids. Lineage: Eukaryota; Metazoa; Chordata; Actinopteri; Salmoniformes; Salmonidae. The transcript has 6 exons.